This is a messenger RNA of Nothobranchius furzeri (turquoise killifish), 2696 nucleotides long. It is a transcript of the gene bard1, whose product is annotated as BRCA1 associated RING domain 1. Gene Ontology annotation, molecular function: ubiquitin-protein transferase activity; protein binding. The record is from RefSeq and is a predicted model, not a curated record. Gene Ontology annotation, cellular component: BRCA1-BARD1 complex; BRCA1-A complex. Gene Ontology annotation, biological process: protein K6-linked ubiquitination. Lineage: Eukaryota; Metazoa; Chordata; Actinopteri; Cyprinodontiformes; Nothobranchiidae.
CACGUCAUUUCCGUAAGUAUUUGGCGGCUUGUAGAAAAAAAGUAGGAAGUAAGUUCUGUUCCCAACAGCAAACGAGUAAAAGAAGCAAUUCUUCUGAGAAUGGAUGAAAAUACACCACAGCAGACCAGCGAAUGGAAGAAUACUAAAGAAGCGUUAGCAAACUUCCGCAAGCUGCUAGUUUGUUCUAAAUGCUCUAAUUUGAUGAAGGAUCCGGUCUGUCUGGGCAUGUGUGAGCAUAUGCUGUGCAGGUCUUGUGCUGGCCCCCGGGCAGGAGAUGGCUGCGUGGUGUGUCACAGCCCUGCGUGGGUGAAGGACAUCCAAAUCAACAGGCAGCUGAGCAGCAUCGUGGAGAUCUUCUGUGAUUUAGAGUCCCUGCUCAAUCCAACCAAACAGCUCGAUUCGUCUGAGGCCCAAACACCGCCUGAGAAUGCUGUUGUGAAACAGAAGAACUUUAAGAUUUGGUUCAGUCCUCGCAGUCGAAAGGUGCGCUGCAUUGUGGAGAAGCCUUCUGAGGUAGCCGCGGCACAGCUGCGCUCCAGUGCUGCUCAGAGCGCAAACCUGUCCGUUUUUAAUUUUAGUUCGUCCUCUCAAGACUCGUCUCCUGCUUCUCCUCAAAAAGACAGCAAUGCAAACAAAAAGGGACAGAAAAAGUCUAAGAAGGCUGCUCCUAGCAACCGCGCGCGAGCCGCCACGAGGACCGCGUGUAAACAGACUAAUCAGAAAAGGAAGAAAAAUAGGCUGGAGGCCAUAAACCAGCAGUGGGGAAUUACAGAAGGAGAACCUACUCCAUCCAGACAGGAGCAUCCCGGUACUGAUGGAGUAAGAACGUCCACUAAAAGGGUGUCUUUCCUAAGCUCUCCUGUCACCUUUGAUGAGCCUCAGCUUGAAGCGCCACAGGGUAAUUUAAAUGAGCCCAGCUCUGCCAGCAGCACAGUUAGAGACCGCCUCUCAGAAGGUGAGAUAAAUGCAUCAAAUUACCAAACUCCGCCUGGUCCAAAGCCACCUGCAAAUGAAUCCAAUCCAAGUGACAGUACUGAUAAACAGGAAAUUGUAUUUUCUUCAAAAAGAACCAGAGCGGAGGAGAACAAGUGCUCGUUGGAGAGUACACCAAAAAGGCCGAGGGCUUCUCCGGGCCGAGGAAGAAAAUCACUGGGUCGCAUAUCUCCAGCUGUCAUCGAGUGUUUAUCCCCACCGAGCCCCGGGAGUGAUAGGAGCAUAACAGUCUCUAAAGAGUUAAGGAGCAGUCCCUCCGUUUUAGCACUUGCUUUGACAAAAAGCCAGGGCAAAUCUCCACGUAGUCCGGGAUCAUCUGUCGGACGGCUGAACUCUGGCAGUCCGGCGUUUAUGAAGAAGAACCACAAGGGAGAGACUCCACUGCAUCUGGCUGCAAUAAAGGGAGAUGUAGAGGCUGUCAAGAAGCUGCUGGACCAGGGAGCUGACCCCAACCUGAAGGACAAUGCUGGGUGGACACCUUUGCAUGAAGCAUGUAACCUUGGCCACCUGCUAGUUGUGGAGGUGCUGGCAUCAGGAGGAGCUUUAUUGAACACGCCUGGUUAUGAAAAUGACUCGCCGCUCCAUGAUGCAGUGAGGAACGGACAUGCAGCCAUUGUUAAAAAGCUGCUGCUGCUCGGGGCCUCACAGAAUGUGCUUAAUCUGCAUGGAAAGCGGCCAGCAGAUUAUGCAUCAAGCCAGGAGAUGCUGGAGAUUUUCCAAGAAGCUGCAAAAGGAACCCAGUAUGCUAAUUCGCCUACAUCUUCUAGCCCUUCAGCCAAUCUCUCAGCGGUGAGCGAAUGUGUGAAGAAGGAUCAGUCUUUGAUGUUUUUGGCCACCAAGCUGUCACCGUCCCAGGAGCAUCAGCUGGCCAAACUAGGAAUGCUACUGGGAGGGAGGAUGGCGGACACCUUUUCAAGCUCAGUGAGCCAUGUUAUCACACCAGAAGGACAAAUGCCCACCACCUACUCCGCCCUCCUGGGUCUUCUUGCUGGCUGCUGGGUUGUCAAGUACAGCUGGGUGGAGGCAUGUCUGCAGGCGGGGAAGUGGGCGCCUGAAGCUGAGCAUGAAGCGGGAGAAGGCCCUCAGCGCAGUCGCAUCAACAGAUGUAGUUUGCUCCCGCCUCUCUUCGACGGCUGUUUCUUCUUCCUCCUCGGACCCUUUAAGGCGCCGACCAAAGACGAGCUCACCAAGCUGCUGAGGGAAGGAGGCGGCCAGCUCCUGAGCCGGCAGCCGAAGCCAGACAGCGACGUGACACAAACCCUAAGUGCAGCAGCUUACCACGCCCAGCCGGGCUCUGACCAGGCCCUCUGCACCCAGUACAUCAUCUACGACCCGCAGGGACCUUACAAGCCCGCAGUAGUCAGACGGGGAAAGGUGUGGUCUGCUCCGUCCACCUGGGUGAAGGACUGCAUCGCUACCUUCUGCCUCCUCCCGGUGCCGAACCUUUAAAGCUUUUAUUUACUAAACUGAAUCAUGUUUAAAAAUUUUUACCUUAAGAUGAUUAAUCAUAAAAAUUGCAUAUAGUCUAGAAAAUAAUAAUAUUAAUAAUGGAGUAUUAUUUUAGUGCUCGAUGGAGAAAGGUCCUAUGUUGAUUCUUAGUGUUUUUCUUUGUGCAACCUUGACGUUUCUUUAGACAAGUCACUAGAAAUUUGUGCAUUACUAAUGAAACAGACAUUUUUAAUAAAGAAAUAAUUAUAAAAUUU